Molecule: messenger RNA, 1666 nt
Organism: Zophobas morio
Lineage: Eukaryota; Metazoa; Arthropoda; Insecta; Coleoptera; Tenebrionidae
Product: cytochrome P450 6k1-like
Exons: 4
Coding region: 59-1537 (492 amino acids)
Molecular function (GO): oxidoreductase activity, acting on paired donors, with incorporation or reduction of molecular oxygen; monooxygenase activity; iron ion binding
Source: RefSeq, a predicted model, not a curated record
UUACAUUUCAUAGUAAGUUCAGUUCUUGCAUAAAUCGUAAGUCCGAUUAAAAUUUAAGAUGAUUUUCUUAUACAUGGGCUGUUUGCUGCUACUUUUGUACUAUUUGUGUACAAAAAACCACAACUACUGGGAGUCCAGGGGAGUUCCGUUUGAAAAACCGGUUUUCUUCGUGGGAAAUUUUUACAAAAUCCUGGCCGGGAAACAACACAUUUCGUAUCGAAUGCGCGAAAUUUACAACAGUUUUAACACUCCCUACAUCGGAAUUUACAUUUUCCACCAGCCGAACCUCGUAAUCAAGAGUCCAGACUUAGUGAAGAAAAUUUUGGUCAAAGAUUUCGACAAAUUCAUCAACCGCAGAGUUGCUACAAAUGAAGCUGUUGAUCCCAUCGCAACCCACACUCUUUUCAGUGCCCAAGACCAAGUGUGGAAAAACCUCCGUGCCAAAAUUUCCCCAGUUUUCACGUCCGGAAAAAUGAAACUGAUGUUUCCUUUAAUGAAGGAAUGUGGAUCAGACUUGGUUGAAUAUUUGGAUAAACGAAACGGAGAAGUAGUGGAGGUUAGAAACAUGACGAAAAAGUUUGCUGUUGACAUUAUAUCGUCGUGCGCUUUCGGGAUUAACGCUUACUGUCUUAAGGAAGAGAGUUCUGAAAUAAUGAAAGUCACCACGAAAUUGAUGGACUUAAAAUCGUUCGUUAGAACCUUCUCAAUAUUUAGUUAUUUCUUUGCGCCUAUGUUUGUUGACAUUUUUAGACUUACUUUUGUGGAUAAAACCUCUUCGAAUUACUUGGUCAAAAUUUUUAACACCACGAUUAAAGAACGCCAGAAGCAAAAUAUUGUGCGACACGACUUAAUCGAUUUGCUUAAUAAUCUGAAGCAGAAGGAGACUUUUAAUGACAGUUACAAAUUCGACGAUAUCAAAAUGGCCGCUCAAGCUGUCGCGUUUUUUUCAGCAGGAAACGACACGACGUCUCUAGCAAUAUCAUUCGUUUUAUACGAGUUAGCUUUACAUCCGGAGAUUCAAACCCGACUUAGAAAAGAAAUCACCGACAUUUUUCAAAAAUAUGGCGACUUUACUUAUGAAGCUAUCAACGAAAUGAAGUAUUUGGACAUGGUGUUAAAUGAAACUCUACGAAUGUAUCCGCUAACCAGCUUUCUGAACAGAAAAUCUGCCACCAAAUACACUUUUGAGGAAACCGGUUUUACUCUAGAUGAAGACGUUUCUAUUAUCGUUCCAGUCGCUGGAUUGCACUUUGAUCCAGAAUAUUUUCCUGAUCCGGAGAAGUUCGACCCUGAAAGAUUUAGUGACGCUAAUAAACAUAAAAUAGUACCAUACACUUAUUUGCCUUUCGGGGAUGGCCCUAGAAAUUGUAUUGGUCAAAGAUUUGGGAUUCUUGCAAGCAAAGUCGCUUUGGCAUUUAGUUUGAAAGAUUUUGUUUUUGAAAAGGCUGCAGUUACAUCAGUGCCGCUGCAGUUUGAAGCCCGUUCUUUGUUUAUGACCAAUAAGUCUGGUCUGCAGCUGAAAGCAGUUAGAAUAUGAGAAGAUACUUGAAAAUAAACUUUUACUUAAGAUAAAACUCUAAAGUCUAUCAGAGAGGCUCAUAUUGUACAAAAAUAUAGAGAUUAGUAAAUUAGUAGGUGUAUAUAUUUUUUUAAUAAAAGUGAUAUA